UAAUCGCCGUUCUUCACGUUUCUGGCAUAAAACUGGAACAGACAUAGUGACUUUCAAUCCAUUUUUAAAGGUUGGUAACAUACGAGGAAUGGUACAGUUAUAUAGCAUUACAGACAUCAACAUUGUGUGUCAAAGACUUGAUCAUUUGGUUGAUGAUCUACAUGGCUAUCCGAUCGGUGUGACAAUAUUCACUGCAUACCCAUAUGCAGUACCAAUUCGCAGCAAACAAAUGGACUCGAAGAGUUAUGGCGGUGUGGAUGGCAAUUCGAUGAAUGUAGCCGCACAGUUUAUGAACUUCAAGCCCAUCAUACAUAGACCAAAAGAUAAAGUAAAGUUUGGUUACAAAACGGAGGAAGGCACAUACGUUGGUUCAAUAGGAGAUAUUGUUUAUGGGAAAAGCGAUAUUGCUUUCAAUUCUCAUUAUAUUAGAAACUAUGACAAUGCUGAAAUUCAGUUCGUAGUCCCACCCGUUAUAUAUGACGCUAUAGUUAUCCUUGUACCCAAAAGCCAACUAAUCCCUAGAUGGAUGGACCUAUUUGAAUGCUUUAGUUUGACAGAACUAUUUUUUCUCCUUGGUUUUUAUAUUAUAUCUGUGUGUUUCAGCAUAUUUAUUAAGAGAUAUUUAGGUGCUACAAUCAACAUUUAUGAAACCGUUCGCAUUGCUGUCGGCAUAUUAAAAAUGUUUCUAACUAUUCCCAUAGCAGGAACAAAACAAUUAACAUCAUUCUCUGAGAGAAUUUUUGUUUCGUCUUGCCUGUUGGUUGGUGUACUAAUAGUUACGGCUAUUCAAGUUACACUGGUAACAGAAAUCAGUAGUCCGAAUUACUAUCCUGAUAUCAAUACACUGGAACAAUUAGAAGAAUCAGGGUUACCAAUAUCAACAUCGUACCAAAAUCUUGUAGACAUUUUCAACUACAGUGACAGCCCAAUAAUGACAAGUCUUGCAAAAAAGGUUAGAUUGGAAAGUAACAAUUACGGUAUCAAAGAGCGAAUUGCCCAUAAAAUGGAUUACGCCGCAGUUACCACCCUUUCGAAUGCCCAGCAUUUUCUAAAAAGAUAUACUGGACCAUCUGAUAACCCCUUGCUGCAUGCCGUUCGGGAAACGCCUCGAGGAUAUUUCUUAUCGUAUGUUGUCCCUAAACAUUCUCCGUAUGUGCGACAUUUAAACUACGUAAUAUCAGUACUAAUUGAAAGUGGUCUCGUAAAGAAGUGGAAUGCUGAUCAAUUUUGGGAACAUCGGUUAGCAGUAGGGCAUAACCACACUCGCGCAGAAAAGUCGAAACUAUAUGCAUACUCAAUGAAUGACUUACAAACUGCGUUCUUCGUCUUGGCGUCCGGCCUAUCUUGUGGUGUCGUUGCUUUCAUAGUGGAAAUGAUGGUAGCUUUUAAGUUGUUCUCGUGGGACGGGUAA
Messenger RNA from Cryptotermes secundus, 1411 nucleotides. RefSeq lists its product as uncharacterized. Bases 89 to 1411 code for a protein of 440 amino acids. NCBI's taxonomy places the organism in Eukaryota, Metazoa, Arthropoda, Insecta, Blattodea, Kalotermitidae. The transcript has a single exon. The record is from RefSeq and is a predicted model, not a curated record.